AUGGGGAAUCUAAUCUUUCAUCCGUUUCUGUUCAUCUACCAGGUCAUCCAAUGGGUGCUAGGCAAACUGUUGGCUCCCAGCCCCCCGCAACCAGGGGAAAAGCUUGGGAGACCCAAGAUUGCCAUCAUUGGUGCUGGACUGACCGGCGUAUCUGCAGCUUCUCACUGUGUUGGCCAUGGGUUUGACGUUGAGAUUUUCGAGGCAGGUCCAAGGGAAAACCUUGGUGGAAUAUGGAGUCGUGUGAAUAAUACUUCCGGUCUUCAAAUACACUCCAUUAUGUACCGAUUCCAUCCUUCUGUCCAGUGGAAGGGUGGAUAUCCCAACCGCCAGCAGAUUGUCAGCCAAAUCACACAGCUAUGGGAGCGAUACGGUCUAGAGGAAAAGACGAAAUUCAAUACUCGAGUUGAGAAGGUCUACCAAGAUGAGAAAGGACGUUGGAUCAUCAAUAACCCUUCUGAGGGACGGUUUGAAGGUAUUAUUGCCGCAGUCGGGACGUGCGGCGAACCAAAAAUACCAUCCAUCCCGGGGCAGCAAAACUUCAAGGGAGAGAUCUACCAUUCAUCAGCAUUGACCGGCAAGCAGGCGAAAGGAAAGAACAUAAUUGUCAUUGGAGGUGGAGCUAGCGCUGUGGAAGCUCUGGAAUUUGCAACCCACGAGGAUGCUGACAAAACAUACAUCCUUUCUCGUUCAGACAAAUGGAUCAUUCCUCGCAAUCCUCUUGUUGACAUUUUAUUGGCUUUCAAUAUAUUUGGCGGGGAGACUAUGUUCUCUUGGAUCCCUGAAACGCUGCUCCGAAAGUUCUUUUACAGAGACCUCGAGGAUCUUGCUCCCAGUGAUAAGGGUCUCUUCACUGGUACGCCUAUGGUCAACUCCGAUGUUAUGGACAAGAUUCGAACCGGCAAAGCGGAAUGGUUACGAUGUGACAUAAAGGGCUUCGUGGAGGAUGGAGUGAAAGUCAACAUAAGGGCCAAAGGUGUCCCAAAGGGCGGCCCAGGAAAAGAAAAGAUCAUCAAAGGAGAUAUGGUAGUCAUCGCCACUGGGUUUGAUCGACCUUCUCUGGAUUUCCUUCCCGAAGACUGCUUCGAAGAGCCAUAUGGCCCUCCCAACUGGUAUCUACAGACGUUUCCGCCCCAACACCCUUCGGUAUGUUGCAAUAACUGCACCUACAUCAACGCAAUCGGAACCGUAGGAAACUGGCAUAUUGGUAUUCUCACCAGAAUGCUUCUUACCUUUCUGGUGGAUAGCAGGACCCGUCCAUCUCCUUUCUGGAUGGAACGCUGGAUAGACAUGACGCGUUUUCUCAAACGCUUCAGUCCGACAGGUGCAUUUGAUUUCUUCACAUACUCGGAAUUGGUAUGGUGGUUCGUGUUUUGCAUUGUCAUCAAUCCUUUUAGAUGGAAGUGGGCUUUCUUUGUAUUCUUCGGGAUUGGAAAAAGUCUGCCCAAACAUGUUGUUGAAGCCGAGGAUCGACUGAGGGAGAAGUUAGGAUAUAAUAAUGGAGAUAACUAUGAUCUUGGGCAAAGUUUCUAG
Molecule: messenger RNA, 1530 nt
Organism: Amorphotheca resinae ATCC 22711
Lineage: Eukaryota; Fungi; Ascomycota; Leotiomycetes; Helotiales; Amorphothecaceae
Exons: 2
Coding region: 1-1530 (509 amino acids)
Molecular function (GO): N,N-dimethylaniline monooxygenase activity; NADP binding; flavin adenine dinucleotide binding
Source: RefSeq, a predicted model, not a curated record